Messenger RNA from Aspergillus ruber CBS 135680, 848 nucleotides. RefSeq lists its product as uncharacterized. Bases 88 to 633 code for a protein of 181 amino acids. NCBI's taxonomy places the organism in Eukaryota, Fungi, Ascomycota, Eurotiomycetes, Eurotiales, Aspergillaceae. The transcript has a single exon. The record is from RefSeq and is a predicted model, not a curated record.
CAACCCCAAGACCCUCCAAUCAGACAUUGGUCAACUGAAACCCACCUCCUACGAUAAUCGGACCACAUACUCUCAAUACUAAAGACAAUGUCCGAAGACAUCCAAUCCCGCCGCGAAGCUGACUACCAGCGCUUCAAAAACUACGCCGCCCUAACCUUCCUCGUCACCUCCCCGAUCCUCAUCGCUCUACCCCCCCGCAAACUAGACCACCUGACCGUCCUCCUAACAGGCGCCUUCUGCGUCUCUGCAAACCACUUAACCCACGAACGCACAGGUCGCAGCAUCAUGGACCGGCUUGAGUCGCGCCUUUCCCGGCACUCGGCGAUUAUCUCGGGUUUACCCAGUGAGCGCGCGCAGGAGAUCCAGGCAAGAGUGCGGGCUAGCAGAGAGAAGCAGCUCCGGGAAGGGGGAAUGAGCGAGGAGGAGAUCGAGAAGUUGAGGGCGAGGCAGACGCAGGAGAAGGGAAUUGCGGAGAGGGUUUGGAUGGGUGGGGAGGAGGAGGGGUGGAAGCAGAAGAGGUUACGGGAGGAGGCAGAAGCGUUGGCGGAGGGGAAGGGGUAUGGGGAUUUGAUUAAAGAGCAUGUUUCGGACGUGUGGUCGUGGGGGAAAAAGGAUGGUGAGUCGAAGGAGUGAUGGAAUUUGGGUGUUCGAAAAGUUGAUGCCUUGGGUACCGGGUACCAGGGAUUUAGUGGUUUGACGAUGAUGGUUUGGAUGAUGUAUGAUAUGCGGGCUUGUAUAUGACGGCGUUUAUAUCCAUGUAUUACUACACAAUCUACUUUCUGUUGCUCUACGCCUUUACGAUAUGUGAGAUGAAAAUGCAAUGUAUUCGGUAAUCCAACCCAAUGCAG